CGCCAGGUAGCGCCUCUCAUAGCAGCCCUCCUCACAUCGUUAUUGAAUAAACCUGCCAUCAUUUCUAUCACUUUUAGAAGAAAAUUUCCAAAAUGCUGGAUGUAACCACUGAAGUUGUCUAUCUGCCAUUCAGAACAGGACUGGAUCUGUCGAUGGGCGAGAAGAAAGAGCAUUGGGAAGAUACCCUUAAUACUAUUAAGAGACAACCUGGCGCGAUAAGGGUGCUUUGGGGAAGGCAGAUUGAGCACCCGGAUACAAUUCAGCUGGUAAUUGCCGGGACACCAGUCCUAUAUCAUGCCAAAUUUCCCUUUGCGCAAAGCUCAUACGGUGAUCCGUUUACUUCUCCUGUGACCGAAUGUAUCGCCAGCUUCUUUCCCGCAGAUUAUCCCGAGUCACAGUAUGAAACCAAGUUUACUACUUUCCGGGAGCAAGCCAUACAGACCAAGGAUCUUGCCGCUGAUGGGGUCAUUGGCGGAUGGAGUAUUGAAAGGCAGUCGCAUGAGGCGUUGGGAGAGGGAGUAGAGGGAAAAUUAUUUAUGAUUUUCAUCGGGUGGCCAAAUGUAGAGGCACACAUGGCGUUUCGGGAAACAGAAGAUUUUGCAAGAGUAAUUCCGCAUUUGAGGGAUGGGCCGGUGGGGAAGAGUUAUUCUUUGCAGCUCCGAACCGGAAGGAAAAUGUACAGCAUGGCCGAUAUGCUGCUCAAUAUCUUGUAUUCCUUCGAUAUUGCAUCCAUAUCAAUCUUGUACUCCAAAUAGAUUCACAGCCCCCCUUCCGAUAACUUCCAGAUUUGCAACAUCCUU
This is a messenger RNA of Bipolaris maydis ATCC 48331, 800 nucleotides long. RefSeq lists its product as uncharacterized. The record is from RefSeq and is a predicted model, not a curated record. NCBI's taxonomy places the organism in Eukaryota, Fungi, Ascomycota, Dothideomycetes, Pleosporales, Pleosporaceae.